CCUAGGGGGCGGGGCCUCGCCGCACUUCCGGGCCUCUGCGGCGGCGAGGAGCUGCUUUUUGGCGUCCUUGGCGGCAGCUGCAGGGUGUCAGCGGCUACACCAAAGUCGCGCCAUGCUGCUCUUGGCUUUGGGCGGCCGGUGGGCCGCGGGACCCGGAGGGAGGAGGGCUACAUGGUGUGCGGUCGCCGCGCUCCGAGGUUCCGGGGUCGCCUUCUGGCGUGCGGCCUCCCGCGCCGAGCCCUCGCGACUGCUGAGCGGCGGGCUCCUGCAGCGACCCGGGCCGGGCCGGCGACCCGGGGGAGCGCAGAUAUCUGUUUGUUGGAAGCAAUGUGUCCGCUGCUUACAUUCACAGUUGGAUAAACCAGAAGAUGGAAGACUGAUUUAUACUGGGAACCUGGCCCGCACAGUAUUUGGUGUGAAAUGUUUCUCUUAUUCUACAAGUGUGCUCAGCCUUGCAUUUUUACCGUAUCUUUCACAAAGUAAUUUGACAUUUGGAAGUCUGCCUUUGCAAAUCUUAUUUUAUGGGAUCAUGGGAAUCUUCGCAGUGAUCACACCCACGUUGCUCCACUUCCUUACAAAAGGCUACGUCAUUCGGUUGUACCACGAAGCCACAACCGACACUUACAAAGCCAUUACUUACAAUGCCAUGCUUUCAGAAAUAAGCACGGUGUUCCAACAAAAUGAUGUGAAGAUUCCAGAGAGCUCACAUCUAUUUACCAGCUUUUAUGCUAAAACAAAAUCCCUGUUAGUUAAUCCAAUGCUCUUUCCCAACCCUGAAGACUAUAACCAUCUAAUGGGAUAUGACAAACCAUUCACUUUUGAUGAUGUAGAAGAAGUCAGUGAAAAGAAACUGCAUGGGGAUGAAAAAUGAACAUGUUUGUUUUUGCUUAUGUCAUAUCUGUUUCAGUGUAUGAUACAAUUGCCUAUAUUUUGUUAUUGUUAAUGUGAAGAUACAGUGCAGUUGGUAUAGUGUUUGCCUUACACGAGGCCCUGGGUUGGACCCUCAUCAUAUAAGUAGAACAGCUAUAAUCCCAGCACUUGGAAAAUGGAGGUAGGAAGGUCAGCAAUUUGGGGUUUCCUUGGAGAUGAAGCAGGAAGUAGGUUUGAGGUCAGCUUGGACUGUGUAAGACCCUGUCUUUAAAACAGAAAGUUGAUCUGGAUGGGGGUGGUGCAUGC
Molecule: messenger RNA, 1176 nt
Organism: Peromyscus leucopus (white-footed mouse)
Lineage: Eukaryota; Metazoa; Chordata; Mammalia; Rodentia; Cricetidae
Gene: Tmem70
Product: transmembrane protein 70
Exons: 3
Coding region: 113-871 (252 amino acids)
Biological process (GO): mitochondrial proton-transporting ATP synthase complex assembly
Cellular component (GO): mitochondrial membrane
Source: RefSeq, a predicted model, not a curated record